Molecule: messenger RNA, 2079 nt
Organism: Pecten maximus
Lineage: Eukaryota; Metazoa; Mollusca; Bivalvia; Pectinida; Pectinidae
Product: 7-methylguanosine phosphate-specific 5'-nucleotidase A-like
Exons: 9
Coding region: 117-998 (293 amino acids)
Cellular component (GO): cytoplasm
Molecular function (GO): 5'-nucleotidase activity; magnesium ion binding
Source: RefSeq, a predicted model, not a curated record
UAUCAAUAUAAUCAAUCAAAUACAAACCGGGGCAGACUUAAGAUUUGGCAACUUCAGUCAGCUGCUGUGGAGUUUUAUACGGAAAUACAGAAUAUAUAUACAUCUUAAUUGGAAACAUGAAGUACUCCAAGAUCGAGGAAUUAAGGAAUCAAAAGCAUGUCCACAUACGAGACUGGGAUUUUGUUAAGAGUACCAUAGAAAAUAUAGCAAAGGAUGGACCUGAAAAACUUCAGGUUGUGGCUGAUUUUGACAGAACACUUACAAAACAUAUGAACAAAGGAACUGUCUGUGCAACAUGCCAUAGAGUACUUGAAGAAGGUGAUCAUCUACCUGAAUUCUUUAGAAUAAAGGCUACAGAGCUACGUGACAUCUACUUCCCGUUAGAAAUGAACCCCAACGUUCCUGUGAGUGAGAAGAUUCCACUGAUGAUAGAGUGGUGGACUAAAGCCCAUGACCUAUUGGCUACUUGUGGUAUCACUAAACAGUCCAUCAGGAAAAUGGUAGAAACAUCAACAGUCAUGCUCAGAGAUGGCUGUGUAUGGCUGUUUGAUCACUUACAUGCUCUUGAUAUUCCCUUGCUGAUUUUCUCUGCCGGUAUUGGAGACGUUUUGGAGGAGGUGAUUCGUAUCCAAGCAACUCACCAUAGCAACAUGAAGGUGGUGUCAAAUUACAUGACUUUUGAUGAAUGUGACCGUAUGGUUGGAUUUCAAGGGGAGAUGAUUCAUGUGUACAACAAGAAUGAGAAUGCCAUCCACAAUUCCGAUUACUUUUCCAACUUAGAGAAGCGAUCUAACAUUCUGCUCCUUGGAGAUGGAAUUGGUGACUUACGAAUGGCUGAUGGGGCCACAAACAUGACAAACAAACUCACAAUAGGGUUUUUAAAUGUGAAGAUAGAGGAGAGUUUGGAGUUAUAUAUGAGUAAAUACGACAUUGUGAUAUGUGCUGAUGAAAGUAUGGAUGUGGUGAACUCAAUUAUGAAGAUAGUGACAGCCCAGUAGAUUGUCAGCCCUAUCAACAGAUUUUUUUGCCAUAUGUGUUUUAUAUGCAGUUGACUUUCUCCUCUACACAGCAAAGGGUGAAUUUUUACCACUUUGCAAACAUAAUUUUUUUACCCUUUAGAGAAAUAAAGCUUAAUAUGUUAUUUUUAUCUUGAGUAAUGCUGGUUAUAAUGUUUUGAAUAUGUUUUAAACCAAUGAAAACACUAAUAACAAAUUUAAAGCAAAUUGGAAAAUUUAGAUCUUAUAGAACAAUUUUCUAUGAUAAUAAAAGUAACUAUCAGUCUGGAAUAUAAUUGGUAUCAUCUAGAUCUAUUUAAAGUUCAUUAUUUCAUCUUACAAAUUGUUGCAUCAUUAGCAUGAAACAUUUUCACUUUAAAAAAAAAAAAAUUGUCUAUUUUCUAUUGAUUUUUUUUUUCAAUCGGUCAAAAUCAUAUAAUUUUUGAAACCUUGAAUAUUAGGUGGAAAAUGCAUUUUGUUUUGUGUAUUUUGAAUACCAGUAGGUAAAGAUUAUGAGUCGACUGAAAAUGAUCAUCAAUAUCUGCUAAAUCACUGUGAAAACAAAACAUUGUAAGGUUAUUUUUUAAUUGCAUUAAUUCACCUUGAUAGUCAUUCUCUCUGAAAACUUACAUUUACCUUUUGUGGAUCCUUGACUUUAACUCAGAUCUUUUACCUAAAUCUAAUAAUUUUUUUGAUAUGGAAUUUUUUUUCUUAUGUUCAGAAAAUUAAUGAAACUGAGGCAUGCAUAUUUUUUCUGGUAAAGUUGAUAUUUGAAUUCUUUUAAUGGCAUAAGAAGAAAAACUGUUUUUGUUUAAAGUCUCAUUUCUUUGUUAUAUAUCAGGCUGAAGUGUUGUUGUUGCCGUAUUUAACCCUUGGGUAAUAAAGCUUAUAGAUUUGUAUUGAUAAAUGUAUGCUGUAUGUUGCAUAUCUCGCCAUGUCUGCAAGGUUAUACUGCCAUAUAUGCAAUUUAUGUUUAGAUCUGACAGAAUGAAAGUGUGAAAAUGACUGUUUGAUAUCUUUUUUAUAUUUUGUUAAAAUAAACAUUACAAAUACCACUUUUCAUGAAAUCAUAAAAGAAAUAGUC